Molecule: messenger RNA, 1119 nt
Organism: Dreissena polymorpha
Lineage: Eukaryota; Metazoa; Mollusca; Bivalvia; Myida; Dreissenidae
Product: probable methyltransferase-like protein 24
Exons: 6
Coding region: 216-1064 (282 amino acids)
Source: RefSeq, a predicted model, not a curated record
UACCGCAACAUUUCGACAACAACAACAACAACCACCACACGAACAACAACAACUAAAUAUAAAUAAAGUUAGGGAUCGAUACUAAAUAAAGUAAAUAGUUAAAAUUGGUCGAUAUGGAACAUUUUUAUACUGCAUGCGUUAUAAAAAUGCUUUAAGCACAUAAUAUGACAUAAAGAAUUUUAAAAUCUGAAGUUAAGUAUGCUUCGCGAAAAAAGAUGAUAAACAGAAAAUUACGUCUUGUGAACCGAGGGCUUGCUGGCAUCCUAUUAUUUUCAGUUGUGUUACUUUUGUAUAUUGCUGACUUACUUCCAGUGUCGCCCAAAUUAGAAAAUGAAAAGAAUGAAGACAACGUGCUACCAUCCAUCCAGAAGCUACACAGUCUUACUCACCAAGAGCUUGCAAUGCUGUAUCACAGGUACAUAAACACUGUGCAGGCGCUGUGUAAGAGGGUAGUGAGGAUUGGUAACCUUGGCGAUGGGGGCUGGGAGCUCUGUGAAGACAUCGAGUUCAGGCCUAAACAUCCCUGCCUUGUCUACUCAUUUGGGAUCAAUAAUGACUUCAGUUUUGAUGACAUGAUGGCAGACCGAUUCAAGUGUGAUGUAUAUUCAUUCGAUCCAAGCAUGAAGGAGACCCUAGAAGGGCCACGUGGACCCAGGCAGUGGUUCUUCCGGUCAGGGCUUAGUGAGCGAACAGAGACAUUCCAGAAUGAAUGGCAGGUCAGCACCUUGAAGGAUCUGCAAGAGAAACAUGGACACGGCAAGGACAAAAUUGAUAUUCUCAAGAUAGACGUUGAGAAGUUUGAGUGGCUAGCCUUAACCCAAAUUUACGAAAGUGGUGGACUGAAAAACAUUCGCCAGCUCCUGAUUGAGCUUCACAUGGGCAUGCGAGGGGUUGAAGCAGAGAAACUGGAGUACAUUCAGGGCCUUGGGAUUCUCAAACAUUUGUAUGACAAUGGGUUCCGCAUUGUGUACUCCCAUCGCAAUAUUUGGUGCAAAUUUCUAUCCAAGCUGCAGCACAUUGACGAAGUGGGCUGCCAUGAACUAACAUUUGUGUACAUUCCAUGAUACUUGUUUUUGUUUAAUGUCAUUAAUGUUUUAUCUACAAAGGAGGUUAUACAUA